UGCUCGGCGGCCAGGGAAGGGAGGUGGAGUCUGCCCGUCCCCUCCCUCCCUCCCGCCAUUGUCGGCGGCGCGGCGGGCACCUGCCGGGCCGGGCCCGGGGAUGCUGCUGCCCUUGGCGGAGCGCGGAGGCCGCCGCAGUCCCGGUGCCCCGGGAGCGGAGCCGCGGCCGGCGGGAGCGGAGGCCCGGAGGGAGGACAUGCUGCUUGUGCCUGCCCAGCCCGGCUGCUGCCUUGGGAAAUGAACAUGAGCCUGCCAGGCCGUGUCUCCUGCUCCAUGCUCAACUGCUUUGGUGAGGAAGGCCCACCCAGUUUGGAGUAUAUCCAGGCCAAGGACUUGUUCCCCCCAAAAGAGCUUGUGAAGGAGGAAGAGUCAUUGCAGGUCCCAUUCACCGUGUUGCAGGGUGAGGGGGUGGAGUACCUUGGCCAUGCAAACGAUGCUGUGAUUGCCAUCUCCAACUACAGGCUUCACAUCAAAUUCAAGGAUUCUGUGAUCAAUGUGCCUUUGAGGAUGAUGGAAAGUGUGGAGUGUCGGGAUAUGUUCCAGCUUCACAUCAUUUGCAAGGACUCCAAAGUGAUCAGGUGCCAUUUUUCCACCUUUAAGCAGUGCCAGGAGUGGCUGAAGAGGCUAACUCGAGCCAUUGCCCGCCCUGCUAAGCCUGAGGACCUCUUUGCAUUUGCCUACCAUGCCUGGUGCUUGGGAGUCUGUGUUGAUGAGGAGGACCAACAUGCACAUCUCUGCCGUCCAGGAGACCACGUGAGAUUCCGAUUUGAAAUGGAGCUGGUGAGGAUGGGCUUUGACUUGCAGAAUGUCUGGCGUGUCUCUGACAUCAACAACAACUACAAGCUUUGUUCCAGUUACCCCCAGAAGCUGCUGGUUCCUGUCUGGAUCACCGAUAAGGAGCUUGAGAACGUGGCUUCAUUUAGAUCAUGGAAAAGGAUCCCUGUGGUGGUGUACAGACACGCACGCAACGGGGCGGUGAUCGCGCGCUGCAGCCAGCCUGAAAUCAGCUGGUGGGGCUGGAGAAAUGCUGACGACGAGUACCUUGUGACAUCCAUUGCCAAAGCAUGUGCCUUGAACCCCGGGGUGAAGGUGCCUGGUGGGAUGCUGCAGAACGGGAGCAGCGAUGGCAGUGAGGCCUGUGACACCGACUUUGACUCAUCCCUGACUGCCUGUUCAGGCGUGGAAAAUGCAGGAACUCCUCAGAAGCUGCUGAUUCUUGAUGCCAGGUCCUACACUGCGGCUGUGGCCAACAGAGCAAAGGGAGGUGGCUGUGAAUGUGAAGAGUAUUACCCAAACUGUGAAGUUGUGUUCAUGGGCAUGGCCAACAUCCACUCCAUCCGCAACAGCUUCCAGUACCUGCGUGCUGUCUGCAGCCAGGUGCCAGACCCCAGCAACUGGCUCUCAGCCCUGGAGAGUACCAAGUGGCUCCAGCACCUUUCAGUCAUGCUGAAGGCAGCAGUGUUGGUCUCCAGUGCAGUUGACAGAGAAGGACGUCCCGUGCUGGUUCAUUGCUCAGAUGGCUGGGACAGGACUCCACAGAUUGUAGCUCUGGCAAAGAUUCUUCUGGACCCUUACUACAGAACCAUGGAGGGCUUCCAGGUGCUUGUUGAAUCAGAUUGGUUGGAUUUUGGUCACAAGUUUGGUGAUCGCUGUGGUCACCAGGAGAAGGUUGAAGAUCAGAACGAGCAGUGCCCAGUUUUCCUUCAGUGGUUGGAUGCUGUUCAUCAACUUCUGAAGCAAUUUCCUUGCCUCUUUGAAUUUAAUGAAGCUUUUUUGGUGAAGCUGGUACAGCACACGUAUUCCUGCCUCUAUGGGACCUUCCUUGGGAACAGCCCCUGCGAGCGAGAGAUGCAUAACAUCUACAAGAGGACCUGCUCUGUGUGGUCCCUUCUACGGGCUGGAAAUAAGAAUUUCCACAAUCUUCUCUAUAUGCCAGGGUCUGAGCAGGUGCUGCAUCCAGUUUGCCACGUGAGAGCACUGCAUGUGUGGACAGCAGUCUAUCUCCCAGCUUCCUCACCACAUCCUCUGGGACAGGAUGAUAUGGACAUUUACCUGCCCUCUGGAUCUCAGAGCCAGGAGUUCAGUGGCAGAUCUUUAGACCGAUUACCAAAGACAAGAUCUAUGGAUGACCUGCUCUCAGCCUGCGAUUCCAGCAGCCCGCUGACCCGCACAUCCAGUGAUCCCAACCUGAACAACCACUGUCAGGAGGUCCGGGUGGGCCUGGAGCCCUGGCACACCUCCCCUGAGGGAGCUGAGCUGCAUUUGGGUGAAGACAGCGUGGUGGCUUCAGGAGAGACACAGCAAGUGGAGGAGCAAGAGGACAGCCCUCCCCUGCAAGCUGGCAGUGCUUGUCACAGCCAUGCUGAGCACAGCAAGAGACUGAGCAGCUGGGCUUCUGUGCCAGCAAGCAGUAUCUCUCUGGAGGCAGAGAAGGGAACUGGAACAGACCCAGAGGAACUGGGUGGAACAUGUGCAGCUCCAAAUGCUUCCGGGCAGAAAAAUGUUGACAAGGUUUCUUCCAGUUCCAGAAAGCAGUUAGAAACCCAUCCCCGGGAACCUCUGAAGGCCACUGGCAUGACGGCCAAUGGAGGAGGCUGCCCCAAGCGAAACACCAUCUGCCAUGACAUUCCCAGCCAGGAGUCCCUGGCACCAAGUGCCCCUUGUCAGGACAUCCCAGGCCCUGCCCCAGGCAUCCCCUGCCCAUCUGAAGCCAACAGUAAAGGUGAUUCUGGAAAGAGCAUGCCCUGUGAGGAGCCUUGCCAGCCAGGGAGAGUCCCACUAGAGCAAUGGCGCAAGCCUAUUUCCCAGAGCCAAAGCAGUGAGUUCUCCUUCCUGGGGUCCAACUGGGACAGUUUUCAAGGAAUGGUGACAUCCCUCCCCGGUGGGGAGCCUGUCCCCAGGCACCUCCUCUCCUAUGGCUGCUGUAGCAAGAAGCUGAGCAGCAAACCUCUGCGGGCACCAGCCCUGUGCCUCAGCAGCCAGUGGGCUGCCAGGGAAGGGGCAAAACCCUCGCUCUGCUCCGGCCACGCUGGCACACACUUGUCAGGCCCUGCAGGGAAGCCCAGCUGUUCGUGGCUGCCCUGCCACCUGAAACAAGGGUCUGGUCCCAAGCAUCUGCCACCAAAAUGUCCUUCUCCUGUGCCUCCUCUCUACCUGGAUGACGACGGGCUCCCCUUCCCCACGGAUGUGAUCCAGCACAGGCUGCGGCAGAUUGAGGCAGGGUACAAGCAGGAGGUGGAGCAGCUGCGCAGGCAGGUGAGGGAACUGCAGCUGCGCCUCGACAUCCGCCACUGCUCUGCCUCCCCUGCUGAGCCCCCCAUGGACUACGAGGAUGACUUUACAUGUCUGAAGGAAUCAGAUGGCAGCGACACUGAGGACUUCUGCUCAAAUCACAGCGAAGACUGCUUCUCAGAAGCAAGCUGGGAGCCUGUUGAUAAGAAGGAGACAGAGGUCACACGGUGGGUUCCAGACCAUAUGGCCUCGCACUGUUUUAACUGUGACUGUGAAUUCUGGCUGGCCAAACGGAGGCAUCACUGCAGGAACUGUGGGAACGUGUUUUGUGCUGGUUGCUGCCACCUGAAGUUGCCCAUCCCUGAUCAGCAGCUGUAUGACCCUGUUCUUGUUUGUAACUCCUGUUUUGACCACAUCCAAGUGUCUCGUGCCAGGGAGCUGAUGAGCCAGCAUCUGAAGAAACCGAUUGCCACGGCUUCCAGCUGAAUGCCAGACAGGGACCUGUCCAACCCCAGCCUUUUCUCUCAUGGGUUUGAAGGGUGACUCUGCUUCCACUGUAAUUGUGAAGGCCGUUGGUGCAACACUUGAACACCAAGCUUGAAUGCACUGUCUUCAGCAGUCUUACUGUCAGUCUGGAGCAGAGGAGCUCAGAUUGGAGAGUGGUGUGUGUCCCUGCUCUGGUACUGCCAGGCCUGUACAUUGUAGUCUUGAUGACCUAGGGCUGAAGAGGGGAUUGCAUCCUCUUUCUUUUGUGGGCUGGAAAGCAGCAUUUUCACAGAUACAGCCUGUGCAAAGUACCCCCAAAGCAAUAGAAAGGCAUGUGUAGAACCAACAUCCCCUAAAAGGCAGGCUGCUGUAGCAGGAGGAAGAGGGCAGGCUCUAGGUGGUACCGUGUGCUCUGGAAGGGCCUCAUCCUGGAGCAGUUCUGUAGAUUCUCUUUCCAUGAGUGUGAUUUGUGAUCAGCUUGGUGAACAAGACUCAUUAGCCAUCACUAAUUGAUUUUCUCUUGAGUGUUGAAGAGAAAUUAGUUCUGGCUGAGAACAUGCCGAGCAGAUUUCGCCCAUCUUCAUGCUCUGCUGUGAUUGAUGGGCACACUUGACUUUGCCCCUGCCUCUCAACACUGGGGGGAGAUGGGAGAUUGGCUUUUUCACAUCUGCUCUGCCCACCUGCUUUGUCUGCUGUAGUGUCAGAGCCUGGUGCUAACACAGGAAUGGCACCCUGAUCCUCUCCUGGCAUGGAAACAGAACUUAUGUUCCUGUGUUGCUCCUCCUCCCUUUUCCUCCCCUCAGCUCUCCACUUCUACUGCUCUUUAUCCUGAAAACUUGAUACCUUGAGGGUAUAGGCCAUAAUGUGUUGUUUUACCUCCUGGAAUGUGCUGUCUGGUGUAUGUGAGGGUUUCAGUCCAAAUGCUGCUAUAUAUUUCUGUGCACUUAAUGUAACCCAAGAAAGGGAGAAUGAAGCAUUGAUACCAAAACAGGGGUGGGGAAGGGCAUGGACACUGGUCUGUGCUUUUCACUUGAGGAUGUACCACCAAGCUACAGUGGUAGACAUGAUGUGUGGCAUCUGUUCAGUGGUGGAAACAAGCUCUCUAACUCUCACUACCUAAAAUGCCUCUUGAAUUUGGCUUCUUUUUUUUGUCUCCUGUACAGCGGUCAAAGUUCAGAGUUGCCAAGAAUCACGUAGCAUUCUAAGGAAAAGGAACUGGGUUUAGGAAAAAAGGGGCUUCAGGUGGGCUUUUACUCCCUAGAUCACUCUGGGAGUAUCCAUCCUGCCUCCUUUCAAAGAAAUCUGUGGAUAUUGGUGAGGAAGAAGGGUUUGACCAUGGGGUAUUUCUUUGCAGAAAGGCAGGUUUUCCUUCCAGCUAAAUGAAAAUGUCAGAUAUUUUCUGCACCUCAUGACCUGAGACUUCAUGUGUGUGUGUGUGGAGGACCCGUGAGGGCCCUCUGUGUACUAACAAGGCAAAGUACUUUACACUGUUGUGAUCUCCCCGUUUUUUUUUUGCUAAUGGUUUGUCAUCUCUGCCAGAGAGAAUGGAAUCAUGACCCUUUCCUGCACUUUGGUAUGUCAGCCUCUGGUGUUGUAAAUCCCAAUAGUUCAAGCAAAGCUAGCACUGUCUGAAGACCCUGUACUUAGUUGGACUCUGCUUCUUUUCUGUACUGGGAACAACCAACAUGGCUUGGGAAGAGAAGGCACCUUGCUUCAGAUUCUCCCCUGCCUUGUACCUUGCAGUCGUUGCCAGACGUGGAUGAGUGACCAUUGGGCUGGCAGAAGGAAUUGGAUUUGCACCUGUUUUUGCACAUGAUGGAAUGACUGCAAGCAAGAAGGAAGCCUGAAAAUAGGUACUUCUGGCCCUUCUGUUCAGGCCAUUAGUCCAAACUGCUUUUAGCUCUUGUGAGUGUCAGCGUCACAAUGUGCUGGCCAAAAACUCUAAAAUCAGUUCGAUAGCAUUGUGACAAGCAAAAUGUGCUGUACAACUCAAUACAGUAAAAUAAAAUCUCUAUAUUAGU
Molecule: messenger RNA, 5738 nt
Organism: Calypte anna (Anna's hummingbird)
Lineage: Eukaryota; Metazoa; Chordata; Aves; Apodiformes; Trochilidae
Gene: MTMR4
Product: myotubularin related protein 4
Exons: 18
Coding region: 238-3717 (1159 amino acids)
Biological process (GO): dephosphorylation; regulation of autophagy
Molecular function (GO): protein phosphatase binding; metal ion binding; phosphatidylinositol-3,5-bisphosphate 3-phosphatase activity
Source: RefSeq, a predicted model, not a curated record